This is a messenger RNA of Trichoderma asperellum CBS 433.97, 1536 nucleotides long. RefSeq lists its product as uncharacterized. Gene Ontology annotation, cellular component: nuclear origin of replication recognition complex; nucleus. Gene Ontology annotation, biological process: DNA replication initiation; DNA replication. The record is from RefSeq and is a predicted model, not a curated record. Gene Ontology annotation, molecular function: DNA replication origin binding. NCBI's taxonomy places the organism in Eukaryota, Fungi, Ascomycota, Sordariomycetes, Hypocreales, Hypocreaceae.
AUGGCGUCAAACAUUUUCAAGCUUCCAGACGAGCCAAGCCUGGCUCCUCUACUCGGUCAAUUUCCCGGCAGAGAUCACCAAAUACGUUCGCUUGCCGCUUUGCUUCAUACAGACGCCGCGCCUUGUCGAAACCUUGUCAUACAUGGCUCCGAAGCGACGGGGAAAUCCAGCGUUACGACCCAGCUGCUUGCACGAUUAGCACAGGGUGAUGGAACAGAUGAUGGAGCCGCAGGUAGUCGUGCUACCGCGCUCGUUUACGCAACUGUUAACGUUGCUCGGUGCAUUUCUGCGCGUCACUUCUUCGAGAGUAUCGUCGUUGCAGUAUCCAGUGCACUUAGCGCAUGGGAUGGCACCGAAGAUAGCGAGAAUUCGCCGCAACGAUGCGAGACGUUAGCCCAGCUUGCUGCCUCGCUCAGCUCGAUAUUCAACCAGCCUCGGAUAAAAGAUGGUUUAAGGCAUUUUGUAUUGGUAUUAGAUGGUAUGGACAAGCAAAGGGACGCACCGCCAACCUUGACGCCGGCGUUAGGGAGGUUAUGUGAAACUAUUUCAUGCCUUACAUGCAUUUUCAUUGUUACGACUCCGCCAGCUGGAUUUCUUCGAGCUUGUCCAACUUCGUAUCUCUACUUCCCUCCAUACAAUAAAUCCGAAUUAAUCAACAUCUUGUCAAAAGAACCUCCAUCUCAUACCCGUAAAACGACAAGCGCAGCCGAGGAUGUACAAGAAUCAACUUUAGAUCCAAACGAAGCCAAUCUAUGGACAAGAUUCUGUGCUGCAGUCUAUGACUCCCUUGCUCAGUCCGCUGGCCGGUCGUUGCCUUCCUUCAAAAACAGUUGCUAUACUCUUUGGCCGCGGUUUAUAGCGCCCAUUGUUGCGGGAACAAACACGUCUCACCAAUUCUCAAAGCUUCUCAUCGCCGCUAGACCCUCCUUUCAGGAUGAGGCGUUCCUAAAUCCCAAGAUAGUCUCGCCCCGAGUCUCAACAACUAGAAUAAGCAUCGAUCACGGCAAGCAGCCUUCAAUUCGACACUUGGAAUCAUCACUGGCAUCAACUACUUUAGUUUCACAACCUCUCGCAGGUCUGACUGGCUUGCUACCGACUACCGCUAGAGUGCUUUUGCUCUCGGCGUACAUUGCGUCUCAUAACACUAUCCGUCACGAUUUGACCCUAUUCUCUACCCAUUAUAGCGGUCGCAAGCGCCGGCGUGCUGGUCCCAACUCUUUUCGGGCCAAUCAUCGAAAUAAACAGCGUAAAAUAUCGCGCAAAUUACUCGGAGCCCAUGCAUUUCUCUUGGAACGUCUAUUGGCGAUAUUUGAUGCCGUAAGAACAGAAUGGGUUCCAUCGGCCGUCUUGUCAGGCGUAGAUGGCGAUAUCGGUAUGGGCUUAGCCACUCUAGCGAGUCUGAGAUUACUUAUACGAGUUGGAGCCGGAGAUAUUAUGGACAGAUCUGGUAAGUGGAGGAUAAAUAUUGGAUGGGAGAUUGUACGCGGCAUAGGGAGAGGCAUCGGAGUAAAUAUCGAAGAAUGGCUUGUAGAAUGA